Molecule: messenger RNA, 5431 nt
Organism: Panicum virgatum (switchgrass)
Lineage: Eukaryota; Viridiplantae; Streptophyta; Magnoliopsida; Poales; Poaceae
Product: putative disease resistance protein RGA3
Exons: 9
Coding region: 327-5108 (1593 amino acids)
Biological process (GO): protein phosphorylation
Molecular function (GO): ATP binding; protein binding; ADP binding
Source: RefSeq, a predicted model, not a curated record
AUUUAUUUUAUCCCAUGGGAAGAUGUGGUUAGGACAGUAUUCAGUUAGAUCAAAAGUCUUAUGCAGGGGGUUAUAACUCAUGAUAACGACAGGGUAGGUUGACAGACAGAAGAAUCACCUCAAGAUAAUCCUCGGCUAAGUGGAGAAGAAUAAAGAAAGCAUCAUUUCUAUACAAGAGGUUGGAGCUUGGUCGGCUGGCCAACGAAGUAUGUUAGUUGUUGUUGGUGCCUCGGGGGUCCGCGCAAGAGGUUGGAGCACCUCGGGCAAGAGGUUGGAGCAAGCACUUCGGGCAAGAGGUUGGAGCACUUCGGGCCUUUGCGGAGAGGAUGUGGAGGAGAUGCCGCCGCUUGGCAAUGAAGAUGAGCUGCUUCACACCUCCAGGCGAGCCUUCGUCGGUACGCCAUGGCUUCUCCACACAGUGCACUCCCGUGCACUAUGGGACUAGGUCCCGUAGUUCCUCUUUGGGGGCAACAUCUUCCGCGGCUGCUGCACGAGCUAUCUCCACAGCCAAAGGCCCACAUGUGCAAGAUUCCGAGGAGGAUGAGGACGAGGAGGAGGAGGAAGAGGAGCAGGAGGAUUCUUAUGGCAAACAGUUUGAAAUUGGGCCGUCGCUGCUUCAGGAUGCCCCUCCAGCUAUGGAGCUAGAGGAAGUAUCAUUUCAAUUCUUAGAAGAAAUUACGGAUGGUUUUUCUGAGGAGCGGAGACUUGGUGAAGGAGCAUUUGGAGUUGUUUACAAGGGAGUGACUAAAAACGGUGGUGUUGUUGCUGUGAAGAAACUGAAGUAUCCUGAUGUCGAUCCGGAAUAUAUGCAGUUCAAAAAUGAGUUUGACCACCUCAAGAAACUUAGGCAUCCGAACAUUGUACAGAUUCUUGGCUAUUGCUACGAAACACAGAAAAAACCUUUUAUCAUGGAUGACCGAACUAAGGUGACCACUGAGGAGAUAUAUGCAGCACUCUGCUUGGAGUAUUUGGACAAUGGGAGCCUUCAAAAGCAUCUUUCUGACAAGUUUUGUGAACUUGACUGGCACACAAGGUUCAAAAUAAUUAAGGGGACUUGUGAGGGUCUAAAGUAUAUUCAUGACAAGCUGGAAGAACCUAUUUACCACCUGGACAUAAAACCUGCCAACAUAUUGCUCGAUAAGGACAUGGUGCCAAAGAUUGCUGAUUUUGGUUUGUCAAGGAUCAUUGGUAAAGAACAAAUAUGUAAGGCAAAAGAUCGAUAUGGAACACCUGGUUACCAGCCACCGGAACACAUCGAGACAGGUGAAAUCUCCAGAAAGUUUGACAUAUUCAGCUUGGGUAUAGUAAUUAUAAAGAUAGUGUCAGGACCUGAAGGCUACGCCAUAUAUCUGGACGGCAUGUCUACGGAUGAGUUUAAUAAGGAUGAGUUUAUUAAUCAAGUCCGAAAAGAUUGGAGGAAUAGGUUGCAGGCAACUUAUAGAGAUGAUUUUUCGAUUGAAGCAUAUUGCCACCAAGUAGAGGCAUGCACUCAGAUAGCGGUGAACUGUGUGGAGAAAGAUAAGCAGAAAAGGCCAGAUAUAUUGAAGAUCACUGAAAUGCUGAAUGAGAUUGAAAUUGAUGUUGGCCAGCUUCGCCGUAAAAGAUGUCACAUAACAGUUUCUGCAGCGAUCUCGCAUACCAAAAAUAUGCGAAAGGAAUCAGAGGAUAUCACAGGUGAACACAAGAAUGUUAAUUUGAUGACAGGACCUAGUUGCAGUGAACUACUGGAAUUUGUUCAUGCACCAGAAAAGCACAUUGUAGGGAGGACAGAAGAGAAAUUGGAAUUUGUUCAUGCACCAGAAAAGAACAUUGUAGGGAGGACAGAAGAGAAAGUGGAAUUUGUUCAUGCACCAGAAAAGCGCAUUGUAGGGAGGACAGAAGAGAAAGUGAAAAUUAUGGCUUCUUUAGUUGAGGGCGUGUCAAGGAAGAUAACAAUCCUUCCUAUAUAUGGUAUGGGAGGAAUUGGUAAGACAACUUUUGCAAGACUAAUUUACGAUGAUUCAAAGUUUGAUUAUUAUUCUAAAGUAUGGGUCAAUGUGUCCCAGAGAUUUGACCUGAAUACAAUUCUUAAGACUAUAAAUUCACAGCUAUCUGGAAAAGAAAGCCCGUCUAAUAAAAGAAGCCUCUCAGAGCUACUUUCAGAUAAGAAUAUUUUGAUUGUUUUAGAUGACCUAUGGGAGGACAAUCAGUUCAUGCUGAAAGAGUUGAAGGAUAAACUAUAUCAUGAUAAGAGCAACAUAACUAUUUUGGUAACAACACGCAGCGAACGUGUUGCGGAGAUAAUGUGUACUAACCUUCAACCAUACAAGAUAUUACCAUUGACAGAUGAAAUGUGCUGGGAUAUAAUUAAACAAAGAAGUGGUUUUGAAGAUAGAGACGACAAAGAACAGUUGAUGGGUAUAGGACGGGAGAUUGCCCAGAAGUGUGGUGGUAUGCCUUUAGCAGCUCUAUCUCUUGGCUUCACUUUACGGUCCAUGAAUUUUGAUCUAUGGAUGAAAGUGAAUGACAGUGAUAUCUGGAAUGAAUCUUUUUCGAAUGAGCUCUCUGUGCCAAAUCCUGUUCUUCCAUCUUUGAAGUUAAGUUAUAGCCAUAUAUCGUCCCCAUGCUUAAAGCAAUGCUUUAUCUACUGUUCAACAUUUCCAAAAGGUCACGAGAUGCUCAAAGAUGAUCUAAUUUACCAAUGGAUUUCUUUGGAUUUCAUCAAGCCAACAAAGCUACACUCCAAUAUCGAGCUUGGUGAAAAGUAUAUUGUGCAGCUCCUUGGAUUGUCCUUUCUUUCCUUUCUUCAACAAUCGGUCUCAACUGAGAAUUCUAGUGCGUACCCUGAACAAGGCAAAUUGUUUACCAUGCACGAUCUGGUGCAUGACUUGGCAAUUUCACUCUUUGACAAUCAAAUUCUGGAUCAGAGCAAACAAGGCAACAAUAGUGGAAGCAGUUGUCAAUAUGCGCUGCUCACUGAUUGUAGCAAGGCGCUGGAGGUGUGCUUGACUCCUCGUGCAAGGCUAAUAAGACUGAGUUUUCUGGAUAAUUCCAGAAGCAAAUUAAGCGAUGCUGCAUUUACUGCUAGUUCCAUGCGAGUAGCUGAUAUCAGCGAGUCUUCCGUACAGACGUUGCCAGAUUAUUCUACCGGUAAAUGGAAGCAGUUGAGAUAUCUUAAUGCUCCUGGGAUCCCGGAUCGAAUGGUUCCUGAAAGUAUUACAACGCUCACGAAGUUGAUUUAUCUCAAUCUUCAGGGAUCUGCUAUCAUAGCACUACCAGAGUCCAUUGGAGAAAUGGAAUGUCUGACGCAUCUUGAUUUAUCAGCCUGUGAAAGAUUACAACAAUUGCCAGACUCAUUUAGGAAUCUGGAAAAACUGGUGCAUCUGAAUUUCUCCAAUUGCUAUCAUGUUAAAGGUGUACCGGAUGUUUUGAAAGGCCUUACAAAUCUCCAAUACUUGAAUUUAUCUCAAUGCUCCCUUGGAGCUUUUAAUUGCCGACUCAGAGGGCUACAGGACGUCAUUGGUAAUCUCACUAGACUGCGCUAUUUAAAUGUCAGUAAUUCCCUUCAUGACAUUCCAGUGGACGGAAUCAAUAGUAUCCUGAGAUCGAUCUGUACCUUUUCCAAUCUACAACAUCUGGUUUUGUCUGCAAAUUUUAAUAUUUUCUGCAUACCUGAAACUGUUGGGAAGCUCACGAAGCUACAUACACUGGACCUUAGAUUUUGCUCCAACCUACGCAGGCUUCCUGCAAGUAUAUCUGAAAUUGACAGCCUCAAGUUUCUAGAUGUCACCGAUUGCGACAUGCUAGAUAAAUCUAAGUUACCUCGGUUCAGCAAAUGCUCAGUGUUUCUUCCACACUUUUUUGUCCAUGCUGGUGAUGGUAAACCUAGCAGCAACCUUGUUGAACUCAAGGAUGAAAAUCCUCCUAAGUUGGAGAUAAGCGGGCUUGAAAACGUGAAGUCCGUAGAAGAGGCACAGAUGAUAAAGCUUGUCGAAAAAACUACCACACGGGAACUGCAACUUGAGUGGACCAAAGAUGCGAAGAGAUCAGCGGAGGACAUAGAUGUGCUAAGAGAAUUUGUGCCAGCAAGCACUUUAGAGGUAUUCACUCUACAUGGUUACAACAGCGUAAGUUUUCCCACCUGGGUGAUCCGCAUUGCUAUCAACCUACCCCUAAUUCGCACUAUUGAACUGAACGAUUUGCCCUGGUGCCGCACACUACCACCACUAGGUCAACUACAGAACCUUCUUAGCCUGUUUAUUAUACAAAUGGGCAGCAUUAGGAAGAUUGACGAGGACCUGUGUGGCGGUGCGAGAGCAUUUCCAAAACUGCAUUGGUUAGGCAUAGAGAGAAUGGAAAACCUGGAAGAGUGGAACACGACAUACUCCCAUAGUGAAGAUGGCUCAGGUGUGCUCGUAUUUCCUAAAAAAAUGGAAAUGUAUAUAGUGGACUGCCCCAAGCUGAAGCUGAGACCUCGUCCGCCUGCUGGUUUCUCUGACUGGGUCAUAAAGGGUAGUGAUAAUGUACUGUCGUCUUGGGGAGAGGAGGAGCACUGUCAAGUAACAGAGCUUUUUGUCAGGAACAGCAAGGUUCCUCUCCAUCAGUGGAGGGUUCUCUACCACCUCCCUGCGCUCAGUAUAUUAAGGAUUUUAGAGUGUAGGGAUCUGACAUGCAGCUCACUGGAUAUCCUUCGAGGUCACCCAACCCUAAAGAUUUUGACCGUGGAAGACAGUGAAAGCAUUGCAGGGCUGCUGGAUGGGUUGGAAACACUAACCUCUCUCGAAAAACUUGAGAUAAUCAGUUGCACCGGCGCCAAGGCUUUGCCAGAGGGAAUAACGCAACUUACCAACCUCCUAUGUUUGAAAAUCAAGAAAUGCCCAGAACUCGUUCAGUGGUGUAAAUCAGAGGAGAACAGUAUGAAGCUGGCUCACAUCAAGAAAAUAAAACUGGUGAAUGAUGGAGAGUGUGAUGAAGAAUUGGAAAGUGAUGAAGAGCGUGACGAAGAAUUGGAAAGUGAUGAAGAGAGUGAUGAAGAAUUGGAAACUGAUGAUGAGAGUGUCGAAGAAUUGGAAAGUGAUGAAGAGAACCACCAAGAAGAAUUGGAGAGUGAUGAAAAGAAUGAGGAAUAAUUGGAGAGUGAUCAAGAUGAAAUAUGAUCAAAAGGCACAGUUGAAAGUGUGUAAUCUGGUGGACGUUGUGCUGAAAAACAUCCUAGUACUUUUAAUAAACAUCUCAUAGCUAUAGUUGAAAGUGUGUAAUCUGGUGGACAUUGUGUUGAAAAGCAUCUUAAUACUUUUAAAUAUCUCAUAGCUAUAGGCUAAAGGUGUGUAAUCUAGUGGACGUUGUGCUGAAAAACAUCUUAGUACUUUUAUACAUCUCAUAGGCACAGUUAAAAUUGUGUAAUCUGGUGGGCGUUGUGCUGAAAAACAUCUUACUACUUGUAAACUUCUCA